AUGGAUACUCAGGCCAUUGAAAACCUCUCCCAGCUUUUCGGAAACAUGUCUGUACAAGAUCUUUGGACAGCUUUGAAAAAUGCACAGGUCCAAAAUCAGACCCUACAGAACAAGAUCCGUGCUCUACAGAUGGCACCUGCUCCCAUUGACUCUUCCAGUGGUCCAACCUCGCAGUCCUCCCAAAUCUCAGCUGGUAACAUGAACUCUGUAUUAAACAAUGCCUCUGGCCAAGCAUCGAUCCUCAAAACGAAAGAAAGCAAGGAAAUUUUUCAAAUGGCGGGAAGGAGAUUGGUUAUUUUCGGCCACACCUGGUGGGAGAAAAAGGAUGUAUUUGGUAUUGGACAGUCUUUGGCAUGA
Desarmillaria tabescens is the source of this 357-nucleotide messenger RNA. RefSeq lists its product as uncharacterized. The record is from RefSeq and is a predicted model, not a curated record. The transcript is spliced from 2 exons. Bases 1 to 357 code for a protein of 118 amino acids. Lineage: Eukaryota; Fungi; Basidiomycota; Agaricomycetes; Agaricales; Physalacriaceae.